AUGCUUGUUCAGGUCAGGGUCAGGCCAGUUGCAAGCAAGUCUCAAGAUGCACGUCUACCCAAUCCCAGGCAGAGCGACCAAUCGUUUCCACGCGAAGAGCUCGAGAUGGACGAUAAGGCGUCGCCUUACUUUUUGGAUCCCACACACGCCUAUGCAGCAUUUAUUUUAUGCUGGGGAUCCAUCCCAUCCCUUAUUAGACCCCGCGACCAACCUAUCUUCACUGGAACCAUUCAUCGGUCCUGGGAACCAGAACAAACCACAGAACGUUCUGACAGGAAUGUCUGUCUGGUCUUGUAUUUAUCCGGUUCAUCAGAAAAGGAAAUACAUUAAAAAAUUAAAAAAUUAAAAAAAAAAAAAAAAUCAACAAAAAUAAAGGGACCAAAGCGACAUGGGCCUUGAGUUACGUACGAGCUUUGAUUUGAUGAUGGCUCUGACAUGAAUGUUGCCCUCUCGAAUGGAUGAUUUUAUUUUUCUGGUUCUCUCUGCCUAUGCCUGAAUUCUGAUAUGAUACGUCGGGCUCAAGCAUGCUCGAUCAUCGUUAAGGAAUAGGCUUCUUCUCAAACCGAUCCUUGACCGACUGGACGGGGAGAGAGGAAAGCUAGUGUUUUAGAGGAUCUGCCCGCAGCCAGCAGGAAUAACUAAUAAUGAAGUUCCCCCUGCGAACAAAAGUAGCGGCCUUAAAACCCGAACGGAUUUUGGGGAAAUAUUAUCCUCAGAGAAAGGAGCUGGAGAAGAUUUUUUUUUUUUUAUAUUUAUUAUACCUACCCUCCUCCUCAUGAUCUUGUCUUUUCUUCAAUCAAAUUCUCCCUCUUCAACUAUAUCUUCCUGCACAGACAGCUGCAGACAGCUGCAGACCGCUAACUAUAUUAUCUCCUACACCUACAUAUAUUAGCAUCAACCCGCCCUCGAACUCCUCAUCCUCACUCUAUAUUAUCUCUAUUAUACUAUUGUUAUUAUUAUUAUCAUCUUCCUUUUAUUGUCUGAUCGGCUGUUGAACCGGUUUGACAAUUAAUUUGUUGAUAAUACUAAAAUACCAUAUAGCAGCACCGCAACCACCGCACCUCCCCGCACUGCUUGAUCUCUCCCUCCUCCAUCCAGGUCACACACACAUAACUACACACUACUUAACUACUUAACUACUUAACUGCUUAACU
Blastomyces dermatitidis ER-3 is the source of this 1154-nucleotide messenger RNA. RefSeq lists its product as uncharacterized. The coding region runs from base 1 to 330 and encodes 109 amino acids. The record is from RefSeq and is a predicted model, not a curated record. Lineage: Eukaryota; Fungi; Ascomycota; Eurotiomycetes; Onygenales; Ajellomycetaceae. The transcript has 2 exons.